CUUCGUCAGUCUGAGUCGUCUUCUUUCCCGAUUAGAGAUAAGAGAUGAGGUUGGAGAAGUGCUGGUUCUGUUCGUCUACUGUGUACCCAGGGCAUGGGAUACAAUAUGUUCGUAAUGAUGCUAAGAUCUUCAGGUUUUGCCGUUCCAAAUGCCACAAAAACUUUAAGAUGAAACGUAAUCCUCGCAAAGUAAAAUGGACAAAGGCAUACAGGCGAUUGCAUGGGAAAGAUAUGACCCAAGAUUCAACAUUCGAGUUUGAAAGAAAACGAAACAGGCCAGAAAGAUACGACAGGAAUGUUACAGAGAACACACUCAAGGCCAUCAAGAAAAUUGAUAAAGUCAGAGUUGAUAGGGAGGCUAGACACCAUGCAAAGAGGAUGAAGGGAAAGAAGGCUCAGUUGCUGAGAGAGGCAACGAAGGAACUGGAGCAGAGCAUCCACAUGGUCAAAGCCCCGGCUGCACUUCAACAAGACCCCUCGCUCACAUUGCCGAAGAUCAAGGUCAAGGUCACCCAAGAACAAACAGAGGGCAACGGGAUGGUAGAGUAAUCGAAUCGCUUCCCCAAUCUGUCGUAAAAGGUCCGUGUUAUAUCUUCAGAAUAGCAUUUUAUCUCUCGUGUAAGCCGGACCAAUUUUUUGUUUUGUCAACACCAUGCUCUUCUGUCUUGAUGGAAAUUCGUCGUCUCAAUGUUUGUUUUCUGUAUGUUCAUUUUUGUGUGCUAAGGUUUUCUAGAUACAAUGAUCAUACAAAAUGUUUAAGUAUCCAUAGAAGUUGUGUUCAAGCAUCCCAUGUCUUAUAAUCGUUUUUGAAAGAAGAAACACCCUUAAACGGGCCAUUUAGUGUAUUUAGGUGAGUGUCUACGCCUAUCAAUCAUUUAUAUAUAGACAACAUAUGCAAUACUUUGUUCAAUAUGAGAGCACUUUUUUAUACUGAUAACACGGGAUCAGAGCGUUAUGCGAGCUGAACGAGCUCAAGUAUUUGUUGGCAUUAGUGCUUUAUUACACACAUAAAAUUCAACCACUCGAUUGAAUCACAAGAAAGAAGCAAACAAGUCCAAGAUUUAACAAGCACACCAACAAAACCACACAUUACAUAUCAUUUCCAACAUCAACAGAUCAACGCCUAAGAGCAAGACCUUCGUCGAUCUUUUCGAGCACUUUCUUCCACGACUCCCGGCCAGAGAUCUCCCCCCACCACCGCCACACAUUCU
This is a messenger RNA of Andrographis paniculata, 1210 nucleotides long. RefSeq names its product probable ribosome biogenesis protein RLP24. The transcript has 5 exons. Gene Ontology annotation, cellular component: nucleolus. The coding region runs from base 45 to 548 and encodes 167 amino acids. NCBI's taxonomy places the organism in Eukaryota, Viridiplantae, Streptophyta, Magnoliopsida, Lamiales, Acanthaceae. Gene Ontology annotation, biological process: ribosomal large subunit biogenesis. The record is from RefSeq and is a predicted model, not a curated record.